AUGGGAUGUGACUUAUUUGAAGUUGACAACGGCGUAUGCACCAUCUAUGGGGCCGCUGUGCCCCCCUCGCUACGUACGCACCGCUACGAGGCCCUCGGAGGACAUGGCAGCUUCGAACGCGCGCGGGGCAAGACAGCGACGUCGUCGUCAUAUUAUGACCCCCUCAACUCAACGAGAGCCGUCGACGGGGAUAACACGACUGUGUUUCACUCGCUGGACACCUACAGUAUCGACCAACCUUGGCUUCUGAUCGACUUGAUAAGUUGCGUGCGAGUUGAAAAAAUCAGAGUGCUACCUUACACUCUGUUGCCAAAUCAAGUGGAACGCUUCGUGGAUAUUCAGUUCCUGGGCGGCGUGAACCCUCCUCCUAGCCCUGGAGACUUCAGUGCGUACACAGUGCUGGCUUACUACGCAGGUCCUCCAGCACUAGGUAGUCUGCAGUGGAUAGAAUUCAACCUAGCGUCGCCCGUCUGCUCCCGCUACGUGGCUGUCAACAAACGUGCGCAGCAUCCGUAUCCAUUCUACCUGUUGGUGAUUGUAGAGUUAGAGAUCUGGACUUCGUACUAA
Molecule: messenger RNA, 567 nt
Organism: Hyalella azteca
Lineage: Eukaryota; Metazoa; Arthropoda; Malacostraca; Amphipoda; Hyalellidae
Exons: 4
Coding region: 1-567 (188 amino acids)
Source: RefSeq, a predicted model, not a curated record